Chinchilla lanigera (long-tailed chinchilla) is the source of this 6468-nucleotide messenger RNA. RefSeq names its product SMG6 nonsense mediated mRNA decay factor (gene Smg6). Gene Ontology annotation, biological process: nuclear-transcribed mRNA catabolic process, nonsense-mediated decay. The record is from RefSeq and is a predicted model, not a curated record. Gene Ontology annotation, cellular component: telomerase holoenzyme complex. The transcript is spliced from 19 exons. Gene Ontology annotation, molecular function: telomerase RNA binding; protein binding; telomeric repeat DNA binding. Bases 620 to 4786 code for a protein of 1388 amino acids. NCBI's taxonomy places the organism in Eukaryota, Metazoa, Chordata, Mammalia, Rodentia, Chinchillidae.
CCUUCCCCCAACAGUGGGGGCGGGAGCCGCUGGCAGGCCCCUACCUGCCCCGGCAGGCUGAGCGCUGGUGCGGUGCCCGGCUCGAGCUGACCCCCCUCCGGUAGAGCCUGCCUGAGUUCCUGUCUCCACCCUCUUUCUCACCGCGAUGGUGGCUGUUCCCUUUUGCCCCAGCUCCCUCAGAUCAACCCCUGAAUUCCCAGUCGUCGGGAGACGCGAACAGCGAUGGGUGCUGGGGUCUUGUGGAGGUCCUGGGCUUUAUUAUUCCCAAAGGAGCCCCCCGCGGGCCUGCCCCCCUGGUCUGGUUGGCGUCGGAGAGAAGAGGCAGGGGAAAUUGAGAAAGGUGUAACGGGCUGGGACUUCCUAGCAGAACUUUUUCCUCCACCGCAAGCUUCUGAAAGCUGCGCCACUGGAGUGAUCCUGGACCUCAGAGAGCUGAGUACUUUGAUUUGACCGUAGCAUAUAGGGGAGCAGGUUUUUGUUUUUGUUUUCCUUUCUUCUUUUAAGCAAAGAGGAUAUUCAUUUUGUCGGUGAAAGUCUCCAGCCACAUCAGAAAAGCUCCAAGAAAGGCUUAUGUCUCACCUCCCCUUUGUUAGGCUUUGGAGUUACGUAGAACGAAAACAUGAAGGAAUUAAAGGAGCCCAGGCAGCGCAAAGAUAACAGGCGCCCAGAUCUGGAAAUUUAUAAGCCUGGUCUUUCUCGACUAAGGAACAGACCUAAAAUCAAGGAACCCUCUGGGAGCGAGGAAUUUAAGGAUGAAUUUGUUAAUGACAGAGAUUCUUCUGCUGUUGGAAAUGGUACACAGCUCAUUAAAGAUGCCUGCAAGAAACUGGACAGCCAACAGCAAAAUGGUCCUCUAGACUCAGAAAAUAAUCAGGGGCAGGAAACCUUUCAUAGGACUGCUGGACAAGAGGAUCGAAGUCUAAGAAUCAUCAAAAGGACAAAGAAACCAGACCUGCAGAUCUACCAGCCUGGACGGCGUUUGCAGACUGUUAACAAAGAGUCAGCCAGCCGAGUGGAUGAGGAAGAGAUCCUUAACCAGGUAGAACAGCUGAGAGUAGCAGAAGAUGAGUGUAAGGGAAAAGUUGUGAAAGAGGAAGUUGUGAAUAAACCAGACAAAACUGAGACAGAAAAGAGCCAAAAUAGUGACAGAAUAAGGUCUUCAAAGGGAGAAAAAGGAAAAAGGAUUGAAACGGGAGAGGGGACAAAGAAAGUGAAUAAUGAUAUGGCCCAGGGGAAGCUGGGUUCUGCAAAGCGCUACUCGCGCUCAGAUAAACGAAGGAACCGAUACCGAACUUGCAGUACCAGCUCAGCUGGUAGUAACAACAGUGCUGAGGGAGCUGGCCUGACUGAUAAUGGAUGCCGCCGCCGCAGGCAGGAGCGGACCAAGGAGAGGCCACGACUGAAGAAGCAAGUAUCUCUCUCCUCAACUGAUUCCUUAGAGGAUGACAGAAUUGAUGAGCCUGAUGAAUUGGGGCCCAAGAGGAGCUUAGAAAGGAGGAAACAUUCAGAAAGAAACUGGUCUGGCCAUGGGGAGGGUGAGCAGAAAAGCAACGGUAAAGAAAAUCGAGGUACUCUUCGUGUCACUUUUGAUGCAGAAACCAUGAACAAAGACUCCCUUAUGGUGAGGUCAGCCAGGGAAGAUGUAGAUGAGAUAAAGUCUGACAAAGGCCUAAGUAGUGAGGGGAGAGGUUCUGAGAAGCAGGAGUCCAAAAACCCCAAACAAGAACUCCGGAGUCGGGGUCGUGGGAUUCUGAUUCUGCCUGCCCGUACUGCUCUGUCUGUCAAUUCAGCAGGUUCUCCAGAAUCUACACCUUUGGGACCUCGGCUUUUAAUUGGAUCUGGUAAUAAGGGAUCUCGGAGUUGGGGCCGUGGAGGCACCACCCGCCGACUGUGGGACCCGAAUAAUCCUGAUCAGAAACCUGCUCUAAAGAGCCAGACACCACAGUUACAUUUCUUGGACACUGAUGAUGAAGUCAGCCCUACAUCUUGGGGUGACUCACGUCAGGCCCAAGCAUCUUACUAUAAGUUUCAAAAUUCUGACAACCCCUAUUAUUACCCUCGAACACCUGGCCCUGCCUCCCAGUAUCCCUAUACAGGUUAUAGCCCCCUACAGUACCCAGUGGGUCCUACAAAUGGUGUGUACCCAGGGCCUUACUACCCAGGCUAUCCAACUCCACCAGGACAGUAUGUAUGUGGCCCUCUCCCUGCCAGCACCAUGAGUCCUGAGGAGAUAGAGCAGCAUGUGAGGAACAUGCAGCAACAGGAGUUACAUAGGCUUCUCCGGGUGGCUGACAACCAGGAACUGCAGCUCAGCAACCUGCUUUCCAGGGAUCGCAUCAGUACUGAGGGCAUGGAGAAGAUGACUCAACUCAGAGCUGAACUGCUGCAGUUGUAUGAACGUUGUAUUCUAUUAGAUAUUGAGUUCUCUGAUAAUCAGAAUGUGGAUCAGAUCCUGUGGAAGAAUGCUUUCUAUCAGGUGAUUGAAAAGUUCAGGCAGCUUCUCAAGGAUCCAAAUGUUGACAACCCAGAACAGAUUCGGAACAGACUUUUGGAGCUCUUGGAUGAGGGUAGUGACUUCUUUGAUAGUUUGCUUCAGAAACUGCAGGUUACUUACAAGUUCAAACUGGAGGACUACAUGGACGGUCUUGCCAUUCGUAGCAAGCCAUUACGCAAGACAGUAAAAUAUGCCUUGAUCAGUGCCCAGAGAUGUAUGAUUUGCCAAGGAGAUAUCGCACGGUAUCGAGAGCAAGCCAAUGACACAGCAAACUAUGGGAAAGCACGCAGUUGGUACUUGAAGGCCCAGCACAUUGCUCCCAAGAAUGGGCGCCCCUACAACCAGUUGGCUUUGCUGGCAGUGUAUACGAGGAGGAAGCUUGAUGCUGUAUAUUACUAUAUGCGCAGUUUAGCUGCCAGCAACCCUAUCCUGACUGCCAAGGAGAGUCUAAUGAGCUUGUUUGAAGAGACCAAACGAAAGGCAGAACAAAUGGAAAAGAAACAGCAUGAAGAGUUUGAACUAAAUCCUGACCAGUGGCGAAAAGGAAAGAAGUCUACCUUCCGGCAUGUUGGAGAUGACACCACUCGUUUGGAGAUCUGGAUUCAUCCAUCCCAUCCCCGGUCUUCCCAGGGAACUGAAUCUGGGAAGAUUUCCGAGCAGGAGAAUGGGCUGGGCAACCUGAGCCCCAGUGAUCUGAACAAAAGGUUCAUCCUCAGUUUUCUCCAUGCCCAUGGGAAGCUGUUUACCCGGAUUGGGAUGGAGACAUUCCCUGCAGUGGCUGAAAAGGUCCUCAAGGAGUUCCAGGUGUUGCUGCAACAUAGCCCGUCUCCUAUUGGAAGUACCCGCAUGCUGCAGCUUAUGACUAUCAACAUGUUCGCUGUACAUAAUUCCCAGUUGAAAGAUUGCUUUUCAGAGGAGUGUCGCUCUGUGAUCCAGGAGCAAGCUGCGGCCCUCGGCCUUGCCAUGUUUUCUCUACUGGUGCGGCGCUGCACCUGCCUACUUAAGGAGUCUGCCAAAGCUCAGCAGUCCUCUCCUGAGGACCAGGAUGACCAAGAUGACAUCAAGGUAUCUUCCUUUAUCCCGGACCUGAAGGAACUGCUCCCCAGUGUGAAAGUAUGGUCAGAUUGGAUGCUCGGCUACCCAGACACCUGGAAUCCUCCACCCACAUCUCUGGAUCUGCCAUCACAGUUUGCUGUGGAUGUAUGGUCAACGCUGGCUGAUUUUUGUAACAUACUGACUGCAGUGAAUCAGUCUGAGGUGCCACUGUACAAGGACCCGGAUGAUGACCUCACCCUCCUUAUCCUGGAAGAGGAUCGGCUUCUCUCAGGCUUUGUCCCCUUGCUAGCUGCCCCUCAGGACCCCUGCUACGUGGAGAAAACCUCGGAUAAGGUUAUUGCAGCCGACUGCAAAAGGGUCACAGUGCUGAAGUAUUUUCUGGAAGCCCUUUGUGGACAAGAAGAGCCUCUGCUGGCAUUCAAGGGUGGAAAAUAUGUGUCAGUGGCACCCGUCCCAGACACCAUGGGAAAGGAAAUGGGAAGCCAAGAGGGAAAACAACUGGAAGAUGAGGAAGAAGAUGUGGUGAUUGAAGACUUUGAGGAAGAUUCGGAGGCUGAAGGCAGCGGGGGCGAGGAUGAUAUCAGGGAACUGCGGGCCAAGAAGCUGGCUCUAGCCAGGAAGAUAGCCGAGCAGCAGCGUCGCCAAGAAAAGAUCCAGGCUGUCCUGGAGGACCAGAGUCAGAUGAGGCAGAUGGAGCUGGAGAUCAGACCUUUGUUCCUCGUACCAGACACCAACGGCUUCAUUGACCACCUGGCCAGUCUGACGCGACUGCUGGAGAGCAGGAAGUACAUCCUGGUGGUUCCCCUCAUCGUGAUCAACGAGCUGGACGGCCUGGCCAAGGGGCAGGAGACCGACCGCCGGGCUGGGGGCUAUGCCCGUGUGGUACAAGAGAAGGCCCGGACGUCCAUCGAGUUCCUGGAGCGGCGCUUCGAGAGUCGGGACUCUUGCCUACGGGCCCUCACCAGCCGGGGCAAUGAACUUGAAUCCAUCGCCUUCCGCAGUGAGGACAUCACUGGCCAGCUGGGUAACAAUGAUGACCUGAUCCUCUCCUGCUGCCUCCACUACUGCAAAGACAAAGCUAAGGACUUCAUGCCCACCAGCAAAGAGGAGCCAAUCCGUCUACUGCGGGAGGUGGUGCUGCUGACUGACGACCGGAACCUGCGUGUGAAAGCGCUGACGAGGAAUGUGCCUGUACGGGACAUCCCAGCCUUCCUCGCGUGGGCCCAGGUGGGCUGAGGGGACCACACCGGGGCCCACCCCACUGGAACCGUUCCUGACCGGCCACCGGGUGCCAGGUGUAGCACGGAAGAUGCCCACGUGCCUGAGCCACCAAUCCACCCCGACAAUAAACCAUCCUCUUCCAACCCACGCCGUGGCCAUGCUGUGGGGGAGCUGCUCCUCACAGAGCCCCCCAAGGGUUGGUGGAAGCUGCUGGGACCCGCCUGGGCUGCCAAGAUUUAGUGGGGAGGUGGCUAGCUACAGCAGCAGCAGUGGGCAAGCCAGACGGGCUGCCCGUGCCUCAGCCUCUCUCCCUUCAGUCUCACUCCGGGGAUGGGAAAGGCCUGCUCGCCCAGGGACUGCCCUGCUGUCUCCGAUGGCGAUGGGGCAGGAUUUUUAGUGUUUCCUUCAGAUGCAGGCGAAGUCAGGUCCCUUUCAUCUGUAGCACCUCUGUCCUACAUAUGUACAAGAGGCUUUGGCUAUAUCAUGAAGAGAGUGUCCAGGGUGUGUCUCCAGCUCCCUGAGGCUUGGAUCCCCUGUGGACCCAGGUUGGGUUCUGGACAACAUGUCCCUAGCAGCAGCCCCCGGCCCCACCUCCUCUACCCCCGCCCAGACACACACCCAUCCUGCUGCUCUGCUUCCUGUCCACAUCAGUCUGGGUCCCUUGCACUUUGCCCCUUGUUUUCCCUUAGACAGUCAUGGGCCUACAGGGAAGAGACAUCUGGUCUCAGACCCGUGCUUCCUGGGUGGCCUUCUCUUGUUCCCUCUGUUGGGGGGGUGCGGGUACCGGGAAUCAAACUCAGGACCUCAUGCUUGCCAGACAGGCGCUGCAUCACUGAACUGAAUCCCCGGCCCCACCUUCCUUUUGCUGUAGUUCCCCCUUCCAGAAAUUUCUUGACUCUUCUUGUCACCGCCACCAUUGGCCACCCACAACAUCCCCUCAUCCUCCUUCCCUUGCUUUUUGGUCCCUUUUACCCUCCCUAAGCCCCUUAACUUCCUCCACUCAGUUCCUUGCCAUGGGGUUCUCAGCUACCUGCCACAGGAAACUAAUCAGGCGUUCCCACUUGCUCCCCAGGCCCCCUGCGUUACAGGAAGUUUCCAGGCUGCUACAGCCCAGCCUGUGGGUAGGAUGGUCAGUGCCUGGAGGAGCAUUACACAGCCUGAAGCAUUUGCCUUGUUUCCAGCUUUACCCUCCACUUCCCAGAACUGCCACAGAGCCCGUUUAGCUUUGAAGUUUUUUGUUGCCUCUUUAGCUGGUAGCCAUGUUCACAACCUCAUGGAGGCUUUCUACAACGAAUGAGCUCCUCCAGCCCAGAGAUGAGGAGGUAGGGGAAAGCGGGGUCUUAGGUGAAGGAAGACUGUUGCUGAGACUGGUAGGAUAAUCUCCCCAGCCUACUGUGUGACCGUACAGCCUGCCCAGUGCAUGGGAGUAUACUGUGCCCUCCCAGAGGCCCAAGACUGUGCCAGCAGGAGGGGAGCUGUGCCGGAGCACCAAGGCCAGUGGCUUGGGGGUGUAAAUCCCACAGGGCCUCAAAACUCAGAAGACCAGGCUCUGGAGUGCAGGGCCCUGGCUGUCCUUUGACUGUCCUCCCUGGCUGAGGCCAGUGACUAGGUGGGCGGGAGACCCAUCUCUUUUUCUCUGUCCCAUUUGCAGCACUGGUUGUGUUUCCUUAAUAAAUUUUAGUUAUGAAACGACCUGA